AUGGCAUGGGUGAAGAAGUUGAAGAAACCCACCGGAGGUCUGAAGAAGUCCUACCAGCCAGGCAGCAUGAUGUCCCUGGCGCUCACUAAAGGUCUGCUGAACGAGCCCGGGCAGAACAGCUGCUUUCUGAACAGCGCCGUUCAGGUGCUCUGGCAGCUGGACAUCUUCAGGAGAAGUCUGAGGCAGCUCUCAGGUCACUUUUGUCUCGAUGACGCCUGCAUUUUCUGCGCCUUGAAGAGCAUUUUCAGCCAGUUUCAGCAGAGCAGAGAGCGCGUCCUCCCCUCGGACAGCCUGAGAAACGCCCUCGCUGAGACCUUUAAGAACGAGCAGCGCUUCCAGCUGGGCCUGAUGGACGACGCCGCCGAGUGCUUUGAGAACAUCCUGGAGCGAAUCCAUUUACACAUUGCUUCGGACACGGCGACUGAUGCCUGCUCGUCCAAAUCCUGCAUCACCCAUCAGAAGUUUGCUUCGAUGCUUUACGAGCAGUUCGUGUGUCGUUGUUGUGGAGCGUCUUCAGAUCCCCACCCAUUCACAGAGCUGGUUCAUUAUGUCUCCACAACCUCCUUAUGCCAACAGGUGGAUCGGAUGCUGGGGAGGAGCGAGCGGCUCCGGUCCGACAUGUUUGGAGAGCUGCUGCAGGCGGCAAACAGCACGGGCGACCUCCGCAGCUGUCCCAGCGACUGCGGUCAGAGUAUCAAGAUCCGCCGCGUUCUGCUGAACUGUCCGGAGAUCGUCACCAUUGGCUUCGUUUGGGACGCCGAGCAGUCGGAUCUGAUGGACGACGUCAUCCGGUCCAUUGGCCCGCGUUUAAACUUGUGUGGGCUUUUUAACCGAGUGACAGAUGAAAAUGCCAAACGAAGUGAGCUGCAUCUGGUGGGAAUGAUCUGUUUCUCCAGUAAACAUUACUCAGCCUUCGCCUACCACACCAAAUCUUCCAAAUGGAUGUUUUUUGAUGACGCCACCGUGAAGGAGAUUGGAUCCAAAUGGAAGGACGUCGCCUCAAAAUGCACCAGGGGACAUUUCCAGCCGCUUCUUUUAUUUUACACCAAUCCUGAGGGGAGUCCGGUGUCCAAUGAGGAUGCACCGAGACAAACCACCAUGUGUCCUCGCUACAAGGCCCAUGUAAACGGCGACAUGACCAUGAAACGUCCCCUUGGCGGUCCCAAGAACUUCCAGGAACCUUUCAUGGAGACUUCACAGCGACCAGGUGAAACAUCCAAGAAGGACCGGGGGCAUCGAAAACCUGAGCCAUCGCAACACAAAGACACGACACAUCCAAGAUCUUCAUCUCCACCAGAGAAUGGGCCGAGGCCUCCUGUAGAAAAACAAAAAAGUUUUUCUCAUUCUGACAAGUCAUCAAACUGUUCAAGCCGAGGACCUCAGGAGCCACUGAGUGGAGGACAUUACCAGAGGAUCAACACUUUCCCAGGUCGCUAUGAUCCAGAGUGCUCCCACAAACAAUGGGAAAGAGGAGGCCAAAGUAAGUCCAAGUCAACUUGGAGACCCAUUCGGGAAGUACUGAAUGUGGACACGGUCCUGAACGAACUGGAGCAGCGGCGUCAGCAGCAACAAGAGAGCACACAAUGCAGCAAGUCCUCGCCCAAGGAGAGAGUGCGCACCGAACAUGACAGAGACCGCGAGCGGGAGCACGGUCGGACCAGAGAGAGCCGCAAACAGAAGUGCUUGAUGACGAUUUACGAGGACGAGCAGCGCCACGAGACCGAGAGUCACAGCUCUGUCGAGUCCGAGAGCAGAACCGGCCAGCAGAGAUGCAGCAAACUCAAAGGUUGUCCCAAGACUCUGCUGCGCAGUGAUACCUGGACCAUUCAGAGAACUGAAUCUGGCUACGAGAGCAGUGAUCGGCUCAGCAGUGGCUCCACCAAUCCUGACUCACCUGGGGUCGAUGGCUCAGGUAUUAAACCAGACCUGAAGCUAACAUCUGAGCUACAACUGCAAAGCCAGCUGCAUCAAAGAGGAGGAAACACAAAAUCAACUUUAAUGGCCACAGUCUGUCACAGCGGUAAACAUCAGAUAAAACCUCAGGGAAACCAAGACCAAGUUUCACUUUCACAUUUAAAGUUCAGUCCAAGUUCAAGACGGAAGUCAAAGUAUUCUUCAAGCACCUCGAGAAAGGCGACGUCAUCAGAGACAAACUCCAGCAGUUCAGACCUCCAGCAGAGCGAGCACCAGGAGCUGCUGAGCUGCCGAGGGCCUGGUGGUGAAGGCCCGACCCCGAGGCGGAUCACCAAAACCAGUAGUUCUGAGUGGAACAGCUCCGAGGACCUCAUUCUGUCUGAGUCUGAAGACAGAGAAAGCACUUACCUCUCCAGUAACAGUGAGGCUGUGGCCUCUGACUCCCAGGACCCCCCCACAGACCUGCUGUACAACCACCCCUCCAAUGUGACAUCAGAGCCCGUCCAACCGUCCAACCAGCACCAGCUCGGAUCGACCGGGUCGCCUCACCUUCGACCGAGCCCGCAGAUCUCUCCCGGUGAAGCAAGUCACGCUUUGUUUCGUCCCAGGAUGCUUCAGGAACACUUUUUAUCAAGCCCCCGCCUCUCGUCAGCGUCCCACGUCAGUCCUCACCGCAGGCCUGACAUUGCAGGCCUCAGGACAUUCUCAGAUGCCAGCUCCAAGUCGGGUUCUGACCCCGAGAGGAGUACCCAGUCAUCAUGUGACAGUGAGGAGCGACUGACAGGGUACCGAGGGGAAGAGGCAGCUCCAACUCCGGAGGUUUCUCUGACAACAUACUUUAAUGUGGACAACUGUAUGACGGAAACGUACCGCCUCAAGUACCACAACCAGAGGCCCCUGGUCCUCUCUGCCAUGGCGCCACGGGCCGAGAGCAGUCACACGCUCUCCAGUGAUGCACACUCACAAGACGUGCCAAAAGCCAGACCUGAAACAAGCCAUACUAGCAAUAAAGCCACUGCAAAAUGGAAGCCGGUGAUGGCCAAAGGUCUGGACGAACGAGGUUUUUUAUAAGUUUAAAGCGACGGACCGCAUACCUGAAUGCCAAAGAGUUUACCG
Molecule: messenger RNA, 3030 nt
Organism: Nematolebias whitei (Rio pearlfish)
Lineage: Eukaryota; Metazoa; Chordata; Actinopteri; Cyprinodontiformes; Rivulidae
Gene: usp53b
Product: ubiquitin specific peptidase 53b
Exons: 15
Coding region: 1-2985 (994 amino acids)
Biological process (GO): response to auditory stimulus; sensory perception of sound; protein deubiquitination
Cellular component (GO): cell-cell junction
Molecular function (GO): cysteine-type deubiquitinase activity
Source: RefSeq, a predicted model, not a curated record